Messenger RNA from Diabrotica balteata, 1942 nucleotides. The record is from the annotation of a GenBank genome assembly. Lineage: Eukaryota; Metazoa; Arthropoda; Insecta; Coleoptera; Chrysomelidae.
AAAAUUUUAAAAUAAACACAAAGUACCAGAUCAAUAAUAAUAUAAGUUCAAAUGUUGAUGUGAUUGUAUUUCAGUUUACACAUUUCACAACAGUGAUGAUAGUGAAAAACCUGACGUAAGAAUCUUACAUAUUGUAACAGUUUUUCAAGUUUCAUUACAUGUGUGAAUUAAAAACAGUGGCAAUAAACUGAACACAUAUACACAUAACAAACAGGUGCAAUGGCAGAACAAUCACUCUUGAAUUUUAUGGAUGAAUUACUAGAAAGCAGUUGCCUUUUUUGUGCAGUUUGUAAAGAUAUUUUAAAACCUCCUAUUAUGUUAGUAGAGAAUGUAGGAAACAUUUGUAAAAAAUGUUAUGAAGAAAAGCAAGAAAUAAUGAAUUGGAAAAGUAUGAAUAAUUCAGCUUUAGAGAAUGUAUUAAAAUUAUUAAAACUGCCUUGCAAAUAUAAAACUAAAGGUUGUGCUGUAAGAGUAUCUUAUGAAGAUUUAGAUUUUCAUCAAAAAGGUUGUAAAUAUCGCACCAAAGUAUGUUCCAUGUUAAAGUUUGGUUGUGAUUGGGAAGGAAGUACAAUUGAUUUCAUAGAACACUUUAAAGAAUGUCAUGGUGAUCAUGUUAUUAACUUUGAAAACAAUUUAUUCUUCUUGGAAACCUCUCUUAGUGAUACAAACAUGGUAAAAUUACUGGUAAUGAAGCAGCACACUUUUAUACUCAGGAUGCAGACUAAUCUUCGAAAAAAUAAACUAUUCUACAUAAUUUGCAGUGUACAUGAUGAUGAUUACUCAUCAUUUUGUGAGUAUUCAGUCAAGCACAAAGGAGGAAGUGAAAACUAUAUUAAAACAAAAUCAAAAAUUCUCUCUUCAUAUCACAUUUAUAAUGAGUUUGAUGAAAGCAUUGCUAUGGAAAUCGACCUAGAUGCACUUAAGCAAAUUUCCCAUAUCUCCGAUACUAUAACGAAUAUAUUUAAAAUUAAAUUGGAAGAACCUUCUGGGGAAACAAUUGAUGAUAAAAUAUUGCACUUUUUUGAAUGUCCUGUAUGUAAAAAUUUUAUGAAACCUCCUAUUUUCCAAUGUAGCUCAGGCCAUAGUAUUUGCAACAUGUGUAGACCUAGACUAGAGAAAUGUCCAACUUGCAGAUCAGCAUUUGGUAAUACUCGAAACUAUUCUUUAGAAGGCCUGACAGCAGGUGUUCAAUAUCCAUGUGUGUAUCACGAUUCUGGAUGUUUAGAAAUUGGAUCUGCCAAUCAUAUUGUGAAACACGAAAGUGAAUGUUCUUUUAAACCUUACAGUUGCCCUUUUCCAACUUGUACAUCAAAUGGAAAUCAUGAAGUUAUAGUUCAGCACCUUAUAAAUUUUCAUUUUGACUCGGUUAUAUACUGCGGCAGUACAAGUUACACUGAUUCUUUCCGCUUAGAUCAGAACAACUGUUACAAUAAAAUAUUUGAUCGAAAGUGUAUUAUAACAUGUAAUCACAUAUUUAGAAUUACUUGUCGAAGAGUGGCUGAACAUUGUCUUAUGGCUGCUGAAAUUGUGGGAAGCAAAAACGAUUUAAAAACAUUUGUCUAUGAAGUAUCAAUAAUAGACAUGAGGAGACCAGAGAAGAAAUUGAUCAGAACCGACUAUUGUUUAAACGAAAUGCCUGAAGAUGAGCUGUUCAAAAAAUGCAUUAUGUUUCCUAAUAGUGUCCUGUCUUCGUAUUCUAAUCAUGGAAUGGUUACUUUCAAUGUAGCUAUCAAAGAAAAAUAGGUAAGUUAACGGUUCAUUUGAUACUUUAUUUAAAUUUACUUUGUGCUUCCUCGCUCAUAAACUGAAUGUUCAGUUCUUUAAUACUGUACUUAGUCAAUGGUACAUUGUUUCGAGGUUUGUAGGUCGUGGUCUAUAAUUAUUUCUUGAUGACGAUGGAUGAUGGAUAUUAAAUGACUAUUGUUUAUAGUUUUCUUGUGUG